Messenger RNA from Penicillium brevicompactum, 789 nucleotides. Its product is annotated as sulfotransferase family protein. The record is from RefSeq and is a predicted model, not a curated record. The transcript has a single exon. The coding region runs from base 1 to 789 and encodes 262 amino acids. Lineage: Eukaryota; Fungi; Ascomycota; Eurotiomycetes; Eurotiales; Aspergillaceae.
AUGGGCCACACAGCAUCAAAACCCCAACCAGGCUCCUCGAUCCAGAUCAUCGGAGCGGGUUUACCACGCACAGGAACCUCAUCAUUCAGCCAAGCGAUAGAAAUCCUCCUCAACGGACCAGUGUACCACUGCGGGACGCAAAUAUCGCGCGGCCCACCCACAGAAAUAAAGUCAUGGAUGCCGAUCCUACGAAGAUGGUUUAAGAAAGAUGCAGAAUCUCACUCAUCAAUGCUAUCCCUCCUGCACAGCCGAUUGGCCGGCUACGUCGCCAUCACCGAUUCUCCAGGCUGCGAGUUCGUCCCGGAACUCAUGGAACUCUACCCGGACGCCAAGGUCAUUUGCACGACGCGCGAUCCGGUAUCGUGGGAGACGAGCAUGUAUCACGUGCAGACGCUGACGGGUGUUUGGUUUGCUCGUGCUGUCUUGCUACCGCUCGAAGGCAUGAGACAUUUCAUCCCGUAUGGGUAUCUGCUUGCGGCGCAGUGGGAGUCCAUAUAUGGGAGGGUGAUGGGUAUGCAUGGGAGGGAAACAUAUGCUAGGCAUAUUGAGUGGUUGAAGGAGGUUGUUCCGGAGGAUAGGUUGGUUUUCUUCGAUGUCAAGGAUGGCUGGGGCCCGCUGUGCGAGGCUUUGGGAUUGGAUCCUCCAGUGGAUGUGCCGUUUCCCCGUGUGAAUGACUCUGAGGCUAUUGAGCGCACGAUUCAGUAUCACCUCCGCAGGGGCCUCACUCGAUGGGCAUUCUUAUUUGCUUUCGUUGGGGCUGGGGUCGCGGCUUUCCGCAUGUGGAAAUGA